Molecule: messenger RNA, 1583 nt
Organism: Helianthus annuus (common sunflower)
Lineage: Eukaryota; Viridiplantae; Streptophyta; Magnoliopsida; Asterales; Asteraceae
Exons: 3
Coding region: 842-1429 (195 amino acids)
Molecular function (GO): zinc ion binding
Source: RefSeq, a predicted model, not a curated record
AAAAAGAAACAGAAAGGGGCUGCUGUUGAAAAAAAUAAAGAGUCAGGGACUUCAGAGCAAAAAGUUGCCAUAAAUGUUGGUGGUAAGGGAAAAAGGACAAACCCUCAACAGUUUCAAUGUCCAUGGGUUAUAUUAAUAUCAAAAGAAAAAGGGGCUGAGAGUUGGUUGGUCAAAACCCUAAUCACUCAACACACAUGCCUUCAAACCCGGAAGCACUAUGCUUGUACUUCAAAAUUUCUGUAAUGUUAGAACAAAUUGAUAAGAACCCAGAUAUACCAGUUAAGGCUGUUCAGGAGCAAUUUCAAAGGCAAUUUGCUAUUGGGAUUUCCAGAAUGAAGGCAUACAGGGCUAAGAAACUAGCCAAGAAGCAUGUAGAAGGGGAUUAUGUUGAGCAGUAUGCACUGUUGAGAGAGUAUGCUAAUGAAUUGAUCCAACAAAAUCCAGGUACUACUGUAAAAAUUGAAGUAGAAGCAGGUCCAGAUCCAGGGAAUAACACAAGACAGUUUAGAAGAAUAUAUGUCUAUUUGGCUGCUUUGAAAUAGGGCUUUAAAGCAUUAGGUAGGGAUUUCUUGGGACUUGACGGGGCAUUUAUGAAAGGACCAUUCCCAGGUCAGAUCUUAACUGUUAUGGGUGUUGACAACAACAAUGGUAUCUACCCUGUUGCUUAUGCAAUUGUUGAAUCUGAAAACAAGGACUCCUAGAUGUGGUUUUUAGAGUUGUUGGGUGCAGAUCUUGAUAUAGGGAGCAAUUCCAAUUUUACUUUCAUAAGUGAUAGGCAAAAGGGAAUAUCUUGAACGUGAUAGAGAAUAGUGAAGGGCUGCUGACACCAAAAGCAACUGAAAUGUUUGAUAAGAUCAAGCAGGAUGCAACUCACUACCAUGUUCAGUGGAAUGGAGGGGAUCACUACCAGGUCAGUGGCAAACCGAAUAGUGCUCACGUGGUGAACUUGGCUGCAAGGACUUGUAGUUGCAGAGGCUGGGAAGGAACAGGUAUGCCAUGCAGACAUGCUGUGGCUGCAUUAUGGGAGAAGGCUGCUACUGGUGGAAGGGUGGGUGCUCUAGAGAGUUGGGUUCAUCCAGUUUACACCAUGGAUAGGUGGAAAUUGGUGUAUUCAUUCAAGGUUAACCCAAUUAAUGGUCGUACUUUAUGGACAAAGAUUCAACUUCCGACAACUAUUGUACCUCCAAAGCACCAUACACAAGUCGGAAGACCAAAAAAGUUGAGGAAAAGAUCUGCAAUUGAGCUUGAAGAGUUGACCCAAUCUGGUAGGUUGUCCAAAAAGCAAACUAAGGCUACAUGCACAAAGUGUAAGAACACCAGACAUAAUUCAAGGACAUGCAAAGGUCAAGCUGAAGCGGGUACUAGUGCAACUGCUGGGAAAUCGGGUAAACGUGCAAAAGUUGUGAAACCUGGGAAGGGUGGAAAUUGACCAUUUGGCUGCUUGUUUGUGAUGUUGGCUAUUUCGUAGUCUAUUAUGUAUUUUGAACACUACUUGUUUGUGAUGUUGGCUGCUUAUGUAUUUUGAACACUACUCGUAGUCUUUUGACCAAACAUCUUAUGGUAUGUUAUCUAUGAAGUUUUAA